AUGAACCAUGACCUCGGUCACACCCUUUUCCACCGUGCCAUAAUCGAGUCGGGCGCCGCAACCUCCCGGGCCGUCCAUUCUUACGACGCUCAUCUCCACGAGGACCAAUUCCGCCAGUUUGUCGAGGAAGCCGGCUGCAAGGAUGCACCCAGUCAUGAGGUGAUGGACUGUCUACGCGGUCAACCCGAGUCCGCUAUCACCAACGCCUCCUUCACCGUGUUUGACCGAUACAACCCCUCCGUACGAUGGGCCUUCCAACCCGUCAUCGACGGAGAACUCAUCAAACAACGACCCAUCGACGCCUGGGAAUCCGGCAAAUGGAACAAAAUACCAAUUCUGACGGGAUUCAACACCAACGAAGGCACGUACUACGUACCCCCGUCCAUGUCCAAGUCGGAAGAGUUCACCGCGUUCUUCCAAACCCUCCUCCCCGCCUACUCGGCAUCCGAUAUCAAAACAAUCGACAAGCUCUACCCCGAUCCAGCGAAGGAUACCUCGUCGCCUUAUGUCGAUACAAGAGCUCUACCGGUCGGACCUCAAUACAAACGCGUCGAGGCCGCAUACGGGCACUACGCGUACGCCUGUCCGGUGCGCCAGACGGCGAAGUUUGCCUCGGCAGGCCAGGAGCCUCCUGUCUUCCUUUAUCGCUGGGCACUCAAUAAGACUGUGCAAGGUGGCGCGAACCAUGGCGACCAAAUGGCAUACGAAACUUUUAACCCCGAGGUGCGUGCUAUCUCUGAGAAUCAGGAGAAGAUUGCGGGUACCUUGCAUGCAUACUUUACUUCGUUCAUUGUUUCUGGGGACCCGAAUGCUGUCCCUGGUGCGUAUGCAGACCGUCCCAGCUGGGAGACGUAUGAUACAUCUUCCUCUGGUAGGAUCAUGGUGUUCGGUGAAGGGAAUGAUGAGCGCGCAGGCGGAAGUGGCGUGGGAAUUGCGGCGCAGGUGGUGGAUGACGACUGGAGUCGGAAGGAAUGUAAUUUCUGGUGGACGAAGUCAGGGAUCUCGGAUUAG
Molecule: messenger RNA, 1011 nt
Organism: Aspergillus oryzae RIB40
Lineage: Eukaryota; Fungi; Ascomycota; Eurotiomycetes; Eurotiales; Aspergillaceae
Product: putative extracellular lipase
Exons: 1
Coding region: 1-1011 (336 amino acids)
Source: RefSeq, a predicted model, not a curated record